Molecule: messenger RNA, 1299 nt
Organism: Erythranthe guttata (spotted monkey flower)
Lineage: Eukaryota; Viridiplantae; Streptophyta; Magnoliopsida; Lamiales; Phrymaceae
Source: RefSeq, a predicted model, not a curated record
AUGGCAGCUACAGAUUCUGAAAUGAUGUCACAAGGAGAUGUUAUUGUAAACGGAGGACAACAACAAGGGCAGCAAAUACAGCAAAAGAAUCAAAUACUCGAAACCCUAGGCCGACAAUCUUCGAUAUACUCGCUUACACUCGACGAGUUCCAAAACACACUCUGCGAGAGUGGCAAGAAUUUCGGAUCAAUGAAUAUGGAUGAAUUCCUCAACAGCAUUUGGACCGCCGAAGAAAAUCAAGCUCAGGGCCAAUCCCACCCCACAGCCGCCGGCGGUAGCGGCGGCACCACCAGCGUUAAUGCAACGCAGUUUCCUCAGAUUAACAAUACCUUAUCCAAACAGCCUAGCUUGCCUAGGCAAGGCUCUCUGACUAUACCCGAGCCUCUGUGUAGGAAAACCGUCGACGAAGUGUGGUCGGAAAUCCACAACGAUCAGCCGAAUAACAGCCGCGCUCGUAAUCCGAACACUACUGCUGCCGCCGCCACCGCCACCGCUUCUGCUCAGAAACAACACACGUUUGGUGAAAUGACGCUCGAAGAUUUCUUGGUCAAGGCCGGUGUUGUUAGGGAGCAGAACUUCGCCCCUGCGCCACCUCAGCAGCCGCAGUUCGGGAUGUAUCCUGUGGGACCCAAUUUCGCCGCCAGGCCGUUAGCCCCUAUAGGUAGUGGCGGUGGUGUUGGUGGUGGUGGUGGUGUGAACAAUAAUGUCGCCUCAAAUUAUCCGAUUCAGGGUGGUGUGGGUGAGCCACCUGGCGGCGGUUACCCUGGAGGAGGAGGAGGAGGAAUGAAGAGGGUGGGCGGCGGUUACUCGCAGCAGCCGCCGCCACCACCUCUGGCGGUGAACUACGGGGGUAGAUUGGGGAAUGGAAAUGGAGGAGGAUUCGGGGGCAUGGGCUCACCGGUGAGCCCGGCUUCAUCGGAUGGGUUUGGGGCGAAUCAAAUGGAUAGCGGUUAUGGUUUGGAAAUGGGCGGGGCGAGAAGCGGAAGAAAACGGAUUAUAGAUGGUCCGGUGGAGAAGGUGGUGGAGAGGCGGCAAAGAAGAAUGAUCAAGAAUCGAGAGUCCGCUGCCCGAUCUAGAGCCAGGAAGCAGGCGUACACAGUUGAACUAGAAGCAGAAUUGAACCAACUAAAAGAAGAGAAUGAACACCUACAACAAUCUCUGGCUGAGCUAGAGAGGAAAAGGAAACAGCAGUACUACGAGGAAGAGGAAGCAAGAAAGAAGGCACGAGGGCAAUCGAAGUCGUCGAGAGCAAACGAGGCAUUGCAGGCAAUGAGGAGGAGUUUGAGUUGUCCUUACUAA